AUGUAUAAGGCCAAAUCACAAUCAUCAACGUCACCAAUACUACAAAAGCUAUUGAAUGGUAAUAAAGUAAAAAAAUUAUUACUUAUAUUAGGAGUUUGGUUUAUAAUAUUCUACAUCAGUGAAUCUAUUUUACCAUAUUUGAAAAUUCUGAGUUGUAAAUGGCCUAAAAUUGAUACAAAUAAUGAACAAACUAAUAUUUUAUUAAUUGCUGAUCCUCAAUUAAUUGAUAAUCACACAUAUCCUGGUAGAAAUCCAUAUUUAUUAAAAUUAUCACAACAUACAGUUGAUCAAUACUUAAAGAGAAAUUAUAAUAACUUAAAAAAUUUAAAACCAAAAUAUACCAUGUUUCUUGGAGAUUUAUUAGAUAAUGGUAGAGCAUCAACUGAUGAAUAUUUUGAAAAUGAAGUUGCUAGAUUUAGGUCGAUCUUUACACCUGAUCCUUCUAUAUAUACGAAUUUACCAGGAAAUCAUGAUAUUGGAUUUGGUGAUUUAAUAAAAAUUGAUAUUAGAAAUAGAUUUGAAAAAACUUUUGGAUCUCCAAAUUUAGUUGUUACAAUAAAUGAAGUAGAUUUUAUAAUGUUAGAUUCAACUAGUUUAUCAUCUACAAAAGACGUUAUUAAUCAAGAAAGUAAAAAAUUUAUAUCUAAUUUACCAACUAAAACAAAUCCUAGAAUUUUAUUGACUCAUGUUCCAUUAUAUCGUGAUCCAAAUUCUGAAUGUGGACCAUUAAGAGAAAAACCAAAAUUUGAUUCAUUAGGAAAAGGUUAUCAAUAUCAAAAUUCAAUAACUAAAGAAAUUUCAUCACAAAUUUUAGAUUAUAUAAAACCAGAUUUAAUAUUUUCUGGUGAUGAUCAUGAUUAUUGUGAUUAUAAACAUAAUGAUAAAAUUAGAGAAAUCACAGUGAAAUCAGUAUCUAUGGCAAUGGGGAUAUGGUAUCCUGCUGUUCAAUUAUUAAGUUUUAAAAAUACUGAGAAGGGGUUACGAUACCAAACUGAAAUUUGUUAUUUACAAACUCCUUAUUAUAAUGUUGUUAUGUACAUUAUAUUGGCUUUGGUCAGUUUUGGAUUUCUAGUUUUCCUGAAUUUGAAGUUAAAAUUAAAUCAAAAUCAAGGUAAUAUUUUACCAUUAAAUAAUUAUAAGGUUAAUACUAUUUUAAAAAGAGGUUUGGUUUGGGAUUGUGCUAAGGAUUCUAUUAUAGCUGGUGCUUUGGUUCUUUUAAUUUAUCGAGUAUUUAUUGUAAAGUGA
Messenger RNA from Lodderomyces jiufengensis, 1245 nucleotides. RefSeq lists its product as uncharacterized. The transcript has a single exon. The record is from RefSeq and is a predicted model, not a curated record. Gene Ontology annotation, molecular function: hydrolase activity. Gene Ontology annotation, cellular component: endoplasmic reticulum. Gene Ontology annotation, biological process: GPI anchor biosynthetic process. The coding region runs from base 1 to 1245 and encodes 414 amino acids. Lineage: Eukaryota; Fungi; Ascomycota; Pichiomycetes; Serinales; Debaryomycetaceae.